CAAUAACAUUUUCAUCACAAAUCCAAUUCACAAUUCACAAUUCACAAUUCACAAUUUACAGACAAACAACAUCAUGCAGCCUGAGGCUCAAAACAUCAAGGUUCUUUGCCUUGGAGACUCAUUGACGGCAGGUUUUGCCAACUGGUAUACAUCCAGUACAUAUACGCCAUAUUCUGACUAUCUCACAACUCUUUUCAAAGCUCAAGGAAGGAACGAUAUUGAAUUUAUCAAUGCUGGAGUCAAUGGAGACACUGUGAAGUGCAUCCAAGAACGUCUCGCAACUUUAUUAAAAAAGGACAAUUAUCAGCACGUCAUUCUCUUGGGUGGAACUAAUGACCUGGCUGACGUCUCCGCAGAGUCUACUCCUGAAGACGCAGUGGCUCAUAUCGACUUUGAACCAAUGUUCAGACUACUGUUAGCACAGCCCCAUCUCAAGAGUAUUCUACAGCUCACCGUUCCCAUUAGCGCCUACGAUGUACAUCACCUACAUUACAGAAGCUGCAAGGCCGCUUUGAAUAACCGCAUCUUAAACAAUUCUUGCGAAAAAUUAAAAGUUCUCGAUCUCAAUGACUCAACUUUAGGCUUCAAUUAUUUGCAUCUGUCAGAGGAUGAGCAGGCAAGAUUCUGGAGCGAUGGCUUGCACUACACUCCAGAAGGCUACGAACACAUGGCUCAAUGCAUCUUUAAUGAACUUGUUAAAGUUCUACAGAAAUAAAUAAAUAUAUACGAGUCGUUGUUUAUAUUAUCUUAAAGUACAUAGACUCUACAAUACGAU
This is a messenger RNA of Lobosporangium transversale, 775 nucleotides long. RefSeq names its product SGNH hydrolase-type esterase domain-containing protein. The transcript has a single exon. Gene Ontology annotation, molecular function: phosphatidylcholine lysophospholipase A1 activity. The record is from RefSeq and is a predicted model, not a curated record. Bases 74 to 715 code for a protein of 213 amino acids. Lineage: Eukaryota; Fungi; Mortierellomycota; Mortierellomycetes; Mortierellales; Mortierellaceae.